Arabidopsis thaliana (thale cress) is the source of this 3585-nucleotide messenger RNA. RefSeq names its product Transcription factor jumonji (jmjC) domain-containing protein (gene IBM1). NCBI's taxonomy places the organism in Eukaryota, Viridiplantae, Streptophyta, Magnoliopsida, Brassicales, Brassicaceae. The record is from RefSeq and is marked reviewed. The transcript has 16 exons. Gene Ontology annotation, cellular component: nucleus. Bases 265 to 3348 code for a protein of 1027 amino acids. Gene Ontology annotation, molecular function: catalytic activity, acting on a protein; histone H3K9 demethylase activity; DNA binding. Gene Ontology annotation, biological process: heterochromatin formation.
CUGGUUUCUGUGAUCUCCCUGUAUUAGCAAAAAAAAAACAUGAUUUAAAAAAGAAUUUGGAAAGAAAAGAAAAGAGCGGGAAAUAAAUCCAAAGAUUUGACCAAGUUAAACCAAAACUUUUUUACUAUCUGAGAAAACCAUUCAGUUUCCCCAAAAUAAAAUAAAAAAUCAGCCUUAAAUCCCGUGUCUAGGGUUUUCUUUCGUAGCUGAUUGGGGGCUGCAAGAGUUUCGCCGAGGACGAUUGAGAAUUUUGAUUUUCGAAAAAUGGAUUCUGUGGAGGAAGAAGGUGUUGUUAGGGUUGAAGAAGAGAACGGACGCGGUGGUCUCCGUAGGCAUCGGAGGGUUUCUACGAAGCUGGCGAAUUACGUAGAUCCUCCGACUGACGACGAAGAAGAUGGAGGACCCAAGCGAAAGGGCAAAAGGGGUGGAAAUAGGGCUCCGAAAAAGACACCGAAGAAAGACGAGGAGAUGCAAAAGAACGAAAUUGAUGAAGCAAACCGAGUCACUGGUCUGGUGAAGGAAAAAAGAGCCGCGACUAAGAUUCUGAAUCGCAAAGACUCCAUUAUUGAAGUAGGAGAAGCUUCUGGAAGCAUGCCCAAGGAAGUAAAGGGAAUUAGGAUUGGGAAAAGGAAGGGAGAAAUCGAUGGUGAGAUUCCAACUAAGCCGGGCAAGAAGCCAAAGACUACAGUAGACCCGAGAAUCAUUGGUUACAGACCGGACAAUAUGUGCCAUCAAUGUCAAAAGAGCGAUAGGAUUGUUGAACGGUGUCAGACCUGCAAUAGUAAGCGUUAUUGUCAUCCAUGCUUGGACACUUGGUACCCCCUUAUAGCAAAAGAAGAUGUUGCCAAGAAAUGCAUGUUCUGCUCUAGUACUUGCAAUUGCAGAGCAUGCUUGCGUCUAGAUACUAAAUUGAAAGGGAUAAAUUCGAACCUCAUAGUCAGCGAGGAAGAAAAGGUCCAAGCCUCUAAGUUUAUUCUGCAGAGCCUUCUCCCACAUCUGAAAGGAAUAAAUGAUGAACAAGUUGCUGAGAAGGAAGUUGAGGCCAAAAUAUACGGACUGAAGUUUGAAGAGGUGAGGCCCCAAGACGCUAAAGCUUUCCCUGAUGAAAGACUAUACUGUGAUAUCUGCAAGACUUCUAUCUAUGAUCUCCAUAGGAAUUGCAAGUCCUGUAGUUUUGAUAUCUGCCUUAGCUGUUGCCUUGAGAUCCGCAAUGGAAAGGCUCUGGCAUGUAAGGAGGAUGUGUCUUGGAAUUAUAUUAACCGAGGUUUAGAGUAUGAACAUGGACAAGAAGGAAAAGUGAUUGAAAAGCCGGCGAAUAAGCUAGAUGAUAAGUUGAAAGAUAAGCUGGAUGGUAAGCCGGAUGAUAAGCCGAAGGGUAAGCCAAAGGGUAGGCCAAAGGGUAAGCCGGAUGAUAAGCCGAAGGGUAAACUGAAGGGUAAGCAGGAUGAUAAACCGGAUGAUAAGCCAGAUGAGAAGCCGGUUAAUACAGACCAUAUGAAGUACCCUUCUCUGUGGAAAGCAAAUGAAGCUGGGAUCAUUACUUGUUGUUGUGGUGCUGGGGAGUUAGUGCUGAAACGACUACUUCCGGAUGGUUGGAUAUCUGAGUUGGUCAACAGAGUUGAAAAAACUGCUGAAGCUGGCGAGCUUUUGAAUUUACCUGAAACGGUUUUGGAGCGAUGCCCUUGUUCUAACUCUGACAGACAUAUUGACAUAGACAGCUGUAAUUUGUUAAAAGCUGCUUGUCGAGAAGGUUCAGAAGACAAUUAUCUUUACUCUCCAAGUGUAUGGGAUGUUCAACAAGAUGAUUUGAAGCAUUUUCAGCACCAUUGGGUAAAAGGCGAGCCUGUGAUUGUGAGAAAUGUGCUUGAAGCUACAUCUGGUUUAAGCUGGGAACCAAUGGUAAUGCAUCGUGCCUGCCGCCAGAUAAGCCAUGUCCAGCAUGGAUCACUUAAGGAUGUUGUUGCUGUUGAUUGUUUGGACUUCUGUGAGGUAAAAGUUAAUCUUCAUGAAUUUUUUACUGGAUACACGGAUGGCCGAUAUGAUCGAAUGGGUUGGCCACUAGUUCUGAAACUGAAAGAUUGGCCUCCAGCUAAAGUCUUCAAAGAUAACUUGCCACGUCAUGCUGAGGAGUUCUUAUGUAGUUUGCCUUUGAAGCAUUACACUCAUCCGGUUAAUGGACCUUUGAAUCUCGCUGUCAAGCUUCCCCAAAAUUGCUUGAAGCCAGACAUGGGACCAAAGACGUACGUUGCUUCUGGAUUUGCUCAAGAAUUAGGCCGUGGAGAUUCUGUUACUAAGCUCCACUGCGACAUGUCUGAUGCGGUGAAUAUUUUGACGCACAUAUCUGAAGUGCCCAAUAUGCAACCUGGAAUUGGAAAUCUGAAAAAGAAGCAUGCCGAACAAGAUCUCAAGGAGCUGUAUAGCUCAGUAGCUAACAAGGAGGAAAUGAUGGAGAUUCUUGAAAAUUCCAGACAACAAGUCCAAAAUGUUGAAACUGAUGAUGGAGCUCUUUGGGACAUUUUCCGUAGAGAAGAUAUUCCUAAAUUAGAAAGUUACAUUGAGAAACAUCACAAGGAGUUCAGACAUCUCUACUGCUGUCCUGUGUCUCAGGUUGUUCAUCCUAUACAUGACCAGAACUUCUAUCUGACGCGGUAUCAUAUAAUGAAGCUGAAAGAAGAAUAUGGCAUUGAACCUUGGACCUUCAAUCAGAAGCUUGGUGAUGCUGUUUUGAUACCUGUAGGUUGCCCUCAUCAAGUUAGAAAUUUGAAGUCCUGCAAUAAGGUAGCGCUUGACUUCGUCUCACCUGAAAAUGUCAGCGAGUGUUUACGCUUGACAAAACAGUAUCGUCUACUUCCACCAAAUCAUUUUGCAAAAGAAGACAAGUUAGGGGUUAAGAAGAUGAUAGUCCAUGCAGUUGAUAAAGCUCUCAGAGACUUAAGUGGAGAGAAGUCUCCAGAACCUGAAGAGAAGAAACAAAAUAUGAGAGGGCCGAAGAAGGGGGCAGCCAAGGCAGUUGCCAAGGCUCUCAAAGACUUAUCUCCAAGUGAAAAGAAGUCUUCGGAAGCAGCUGAAGAGGAGAUAUCAAAUGGGAUAGUCAAUGCAAUCGAUAAGGGUCUCAAAGACUUACCUCCAAGUGAAGAGAAGUCUUCCGAAGCCAAAGUGGAGAUAUCAAAUGGGAUAGUCAGUGCAAUGGAUAAGGAUCUCGAACACAUAUCUUCAAGCGAAAAGAAGUCUACGGAAGAGGAAGGGGUGAAAAGACCAAAUAUUGUGAGGACAUAUGAGCGGAGAAAAAAGCUGGGAAGUGAAGUAACCAACGCAUACAUUGACAGAUUAGAAAUGGAGAAGAUGUAGUAGUAGUAGUAGUUUUCAAUUAACAUCAUCUUUUGUUAUAGCUUUAGCAAACUCUUUUGCUACUUUCAUAUCUCUAAGUUAAACAGAGUAGUACUAAGGGAUAGACUAAGAAGAUACUUAGUUAUAUCUAUGUUUGGCAUAUUUUGUAUUCUCUCCUCAAUCAUCUACAAACUCUGUGAAUUUACUCGAGUCUAAGAAGUAUUUAACUUCAUUCCUGUAGAAAAAUAGCUAUCAACA